GAAGCACCAUGCGUUUCGUCCCGGGCCUACCUAUUGGACUCGCCAGUAAGGCUUAGGUAAGCCCUGCCUUAGACGCCGGUUACGGAACAUAGGUUGGAAGUUCUAUUUGAAUCGAAACGCCACAGAUAUUAUGCGGUGAGAUAUAGCCGGCGUUUCGGUUGGAGCUGCUAGUUGAGAAGUGGCGGAUAGAGUUCGCCACAGAUAGAUAAGCGCAUCGUCGAUACCCGUCUUUAUCUAUGGAUAAGCGUCCGGGUAAACAAUAACCUUGAAAUAAAGUGAAGUUUUUCUAAUUAUUUAUUAUAAUUAGGAAACAAAUUAUCAUAUCAGCCUUUACACGUUACACUCGCCAAUUAAACUUGAUCAAAGGUCUUACUUUAGCUAAGGCUGGCGAGAUUGGCAUUGUGAUUUCCACUGUGAUUUAUCCCGUUCAUAGCUUCAAAUAGAGCCAGUGCUCUACAAAGCAAAAACAUGGGAAUUUCAACUGUGGUUCAUCUAAUCAUUGCAGGGCACUUUUGGUUUGGCUGCUACUACAAUUGGUUCCAUGUGAACGUGCCACUUGAAGUGUCUGAUUUAGGAGACGCAAAAUUUCGCACAAAACAGUUGAAGUUUUUAACGUACUGGGAUGCUUUACUGCAAUCCAUCUUUUUUACAAUAUGUGUUUUGAACGACUUUAUUGGCUCAAAUGAACGUUUCCCAAAGAAGAGGCCUUUAAUUCGGAAGAUUAAAGAUUUUGUUCUUCCAGCUUUGGCCUUUCCGGUGUCGAUGUUCGUCAGUGUAACAUUUUGGGGUCUCUAUGCAGUUGAUAGGGAAUUAAUUUUGCCAAAAGCCCUCGACCCGUACUUUCCAGGAUGGCUCAAUCAUUUGGUGCACACCAACGUGAUAAUAUUUUCGUUUUUUGAACUCAUUUGGUCUUACAGAAAAUACCCCAGCAGGAAGGUGGGACUGUCUGUAUUAUGUGCCUUUAUGCUCACCUACUUGGUGUGGAUGCAUUACAUUCAUUUCUGCACCAAUAAAUGGGUGUACCGAGUUCUAACAGUAUUGGAUUUGCCUGGACGAAUUGCCUUCUUUAUUGGGAACCUGAGUUUUGCAGUGGCGAUGUAUAUUUUAGGCGAGAAAAUCAAUAACAUUCGGUGGGGGCAUAUUACCAAAGCCAAGGCCCACAAAAAAUAACACGAUUUACGAUCAAUCGCGCUCAAAAUUGCUACUCAAAGUUUUUUAAUGUUUACUUUUUUAUAACGUUUUGUCGGGUAAAUGCACGAUUUGAUUUAAUAGAAAUCAUUUUAUUAUUUAUUGGCUAGUUCGCAAAGACACAGUAUUUCCAAAAGUACUAAACCGAGUUUUAAGCUGAAAUAAUUUAAGUAAUUAGUCUUUAUUUAAUCAACAUAUCUUUGCAAUCAAUUCGUUCCAUAUUUAAAAAAAAAAGACCGGCUGUAGCUCAUAAGGUGACCUCAACUUAGCACGCUUUUUAUGUGACUGUUAUUUAUAGUAAAACGGUGGAAUCCAUGACACGAAAAGCAAUUAACCGGUUCUUAGGUUUUAGUCACAGCAGUAAUUGAUGUAAAAUUUUAUAGGCGGUAGUAAAGUGAUUAAUUGCAUUCAGAACAAAACGCGUAAGGAUUUUUCUCUGGUUACAAAAUAGCGCAUGCAAUGAGUGGGCGUGCAAUACGGCAGCGAAUUUCAAAGUUGCAUAUUUUGCUGAGCAAAAUCGCUCGGAAGCUUUUGUUAAUUCAACGUUGAAACACUACAUAUUACUGAUAUGUAUAGUGGUGCCUUUAAUAUUCUAAAUGGCAAUAUACUUAUAGUGGAAAUUAGGAUUUUAAUGGAGAAUUCGUUGAUUAUUUGGUAACUUUAAGUGCUCAAUUAUAAAAAUGUCCACAAUCUGUGUGUUACAAAAUUGAAAAUUGUGGCUGUUGUAUAUUGAUAAAAUUGUGAUUUCUUGCUACUUACGAGCCCCUUAAUGUCGUAGAAUUUUAAUAAAAAUUAAAUGUUAUUUAGUAA
Molecule: messenger RNA, 1998 nt
Organism: Dendroctonus ponderosae (mountain pine beetle)
Lineage: Eukaryota; Metazoa; Arthropoda; Insecta; Coleoptera; Curculionidae
Product: androgen-induced gene 1 protein
Exons: 3
Coding region: 469-1170 (233 amino acids)
Cellular component (GO): endomembrane system; membrane
Source: RefSeq, a predicted model, not a curated record